AUGCGCAAGUCUUUACGAUGGUUUUGUUUUCCUCUCGGACUCUCCUAUUUUCUUGCCGAAUUUUAUAGAGAACAGAGGAGAACACAAUUCAUCCACUCCUAUCUCGGAUUUAAUAGAGAGGAACAAGAACUGUUGAACAAGAUGAAUUUUCAAGCCUUUGAUACCCGGCGGAUUGAUCGGGAUAUAGUGGAACAGGUUUCUGCGAGCAUCAAGCAACGAUUUCAAGAAGAGGGUCAUGGAAAUAUAUUCGGGAUGGUCAUUCCUCGGAGUUGGACGCUUGUGAUGGGAACAUUGGCUUUUCCUUUUGUAGUGUGUUUGACUCCGUUGCAUGCGUUGAGUUAUCCCAUGAAUGCAUUGACCAAUUAUUUGGUGGUCUCCUCAAACAAUGGAAAAUUCUCAAAAGAUGACAAUCUUAAUAGCGACAACAAUAUGAACACGCCAAACAUGACCUUUGGAGAACAUGUCAUUAAUUAUCUGAAAUUGAUGGAACAGUUGUAUUCGGAAAUUUCUGGACUGCCUCAGUGGUUUUGUGAACGAGUGGUAGAUCAUUGGAAAACCUCUUCCAAAGAAUGGAAAGAGAGAGAAAAUUACAUGUAUUUGAAAUUAGCCAUCACGAAUGGUAUGGACAUUUUCACACAGGAGGAAUUGAAUUCUAUUAACACCCUGCUCGGAGAUGUUGAGGUUUAUGACAAUUUUCAAAAAUACUGUACUCGUUACGAAUCAUUUUCUUCGACCUUCCACACAAGAAGGAGAAGUGUUGUAACGUUUGGCCAUGAAUACAAGUGGUGGGAUAGCCUCUCUUUGGCGAAGAGCGCAUUACUUUGGUAUUGUAAUAAUGACUAUGAAAAGAUGAACAAUUACAGUGAAGAUGAACGUCAACGGGAAAAGAAGAAGAGAAUUCAAUUUGCAUUGGAAAGCUUGGAAAAAGCUCACAUGUUAAUGAAGGAUUUAAUUGGAGAUUCACAGAAACACAAUGAAAAUAUUAGUGAACUCGAACGCAUGGACACUCUACUGGAACAGAAUAUUGAAAUUGUGAAAACACAUUUAGGAAUAGUACAACAGAAGCACUCAUCUUAA
Messenger RNA from Naegleria fowleri, 1077 nucleotides. RefSeq lists its product as uncharacterized. The record is from RefSeq and is a predicted model, not a curated record. The coding region runs from base 1 to 1077 and encodes 358 amino acids. The transcript has a single exon. Lineage: Eukaryota; Heterolobosea; Eutetramitea; Acrasida; Naegleriidae.